Plectropomus leopardus (leopard coralgrouper) is the source of this 927-nucleotide messenger RNA. RefSeq names its product peptidylprolyl isomerase (cyclophilin)-like 6 (gene ppil6). The record is from RefSeq and is a predicted model, not a curated record. Gene Ontology annotation, cellular component: cytoplasm. Gene Ontology annotation, biological process: protein peptidyl-prolyl isomerization. Gene Ontology annotation, molecular function: peptidyl-prolyl cis-trans isomerase activity. NCBI's taxonomy places the organism in Eukaryota, Metazoa, Chordata, Actinopteri, Perciformes, Serranidae.
GACUGAGGAGUUUUUCACUUUUUGAGUGUUUUCAUUUCUCAACCAUGGUCUCAAAAAUACAUCUAGAAAUUGUCGGCUUAAUUAAAGACCCCAAUUUCCAUGUUGCCAAAAGUAUUGCCGAGGGGCUGAAACAGAAAUUUCCUGACGAAUUUCUGGAUCCAAAAAUUCAACCGCUACUCGAAUUUGAUUGGCACUCAUAUCUGUGCCAAAAGAAAAUGGAGCUGCGUGGUGAAGCGUGGCAGUACUCCAGCGGCCUGAUGUGCUUUCUGAACGGCCUUCUCCUCGGUCAUGAGAAAGAUCUCGCCAGCUGGGCCAAGAAUCAGUGGAGUUUCAUUUUCACUCGGCCGCAGGCUUUCUAUAUGGCUCUCACUGAGGACUACUACGCCAAACACCUCAAGAACACUGGGCAUCAGUUUGUCUUCAUGGACAUUGAGAUAGCAGGAGAGGCAGCUGGGAGGUUACUGUUUGAGCUGUUCUCAGAUGUUUGUCCAAAGACAUCAAAGAACUUUGAGGCUCUGUGCACAGGAGAGCGAGGUCUGUCACAGAGCGGCCUCACACUCUGCUACAAGGGCUCUGUGUUUCAUCGUGUGGUGCCCAACGGCUGGGUGCAAGGAGGAGAUAUUUCUCCAGAGCAAAAAGGUGAUGGAGGGGAGUCAAUCUACGGUCCAACUUUUGAAGAUGAGAGCUUUGCUGUGUCCCACACUAAACGGGGCACUCUGGGAAUGGCCAAUAAGGGUCCCCACAGCAAUGGGUCCCAGUUCUACAUCACCCUGCAGCCAACCCCCUGGAUGGACAGGACCUAUGUUGCCUUUGGUCAAAUGGUUGAGGGUGUCGACGUCCUCAGGAGAUUAGAAGAAGCUCAGACUUGCAAUGAAAGGCCCAAGUAUGAAUGUAAAGUUAAAGAGUGUGGAGUUUUCAAGUUUUAGC